AUGGUGAACAGCAAUCAGAAUAUCAACCCCAUCGUUGGAGGGUUCGCUCCAGACCCCUCGCUUGUCCUCGUCGAUGGCACUUACUUCCUUAUCAACUCGACGUUCCAUCUCUUCCCUGGUCUCCCAAUCUACACGUCGCAGGAUCUCAUCCACUGGCAUCAAAUAGGGAACGCCAUCAACAGGCGUGAGCAGCUCAGUUUCUCCAAGUCCUCCACUUUGGUUCACGAUCUUGGUAACAAUGAUCAUCUCUACGCUACAGGUGGCCUAUACGCACCAACGAUCCGUUACCAUGAUGGCACCUUCUACGUCGUGUGCACAAAUGUGGUGAAUCAUAAGGAGGAAGGCAAAGAGAGUUCCUUGCAGAACUUCAUCGUCUUCACUACAGACAUCUACUCGAGCAAAUGGAGUGACCCAGUUUACUUCGACUUCUACGGUAUCGAUCCUAGUCUUUUCUUCGAUCCUCACACCAGAAGAGCAUAUCUUUGCGGUUCGAGAUCUCCAGGUCCGAAAACCAAGAUCAUACUUUUUGAGAUCAAUGUCAAGACGGGUGAAAGACUGAGUGAUGAAAGGGAACUUUGGCACGGUACUGGUGGCAUCUAUCCUGAAGGCCCGCAUAUAUAUUUUCGAAACGGGUUCUAUUACUUGAUGAUUGCGGAAGGAGGAACACACGAAGGGCAUAGCGUCACAAUGGCGCGAAGUCGUAGUCUUGAGGGCCCGUGGGAAGCAUCGCCCAAGAACUCGAUACUGAGCGCUGCAGGUACCGAUGAAUACGUGCAGUGCACUGGCCACUGCGAAGCGUUCGAAGACAAACAGGGACAAUGGUGGGGUGUUUGUCUGGGAAUAAGAAUGGGCGCUCCUAAUUUAUACGGACUUGGGCGCGAAACGUUCCUCACGAAGGGGACGUGGAGUGAUGACGGUUGGCUCGCCUUUGAUCGCGCGAAAAUGCAAAUCGAAAACCUGGUACCUAUCCCAUCGAAAAGACUCACUGCCGCGCCCGGCGUUGACUUCUUAUAUAUCCACGACCCUAUGCUGUCUCACUACAAGAUUGUGGAACAACAGAUGAUACUCACAGCUUCGCCAAACGAUCUGAAAUCUGCAGAUGUAUCGCCGUCGUUCGUCGGUAAACGUCAGCGUCAAUUGAAAGGAAGAAGCAGCGUCACCGUUCUAUCACCAGCACCUAGCUUCAAGUCGCUAAAUACAGGCCUUGCAGUCUACAAAGACGAACAUCGCUUCAUCUCCUUGUCGUAUACCACGUCUUUGGACUCUUCCGCUCCCCGCAUUGGGCUCCACGUAUGCAAUGCAGCGAAAGGAAUCGAUGACCAGAAACACGCCAAACUAGAGAAAGCAUUUCAAACUCUUCAACUUGUAUGUGAGUAUUCAGAGAUGGAGUACAUCCUGUCGUAUGGAACAGACAGCGGAGAAGUCAAAGAGAUAGGACAGGUAUCCGCUAUGGAUCUGAGCGACAAAGAUUUCGUAGGACCGAUUAUCGGUAUAUUUGCGGAGGGAGAGGGUGGAGAAGUCGACUUCAGGGAUUUCGAGAUUGACAGUGCAUCGUCGCGGGCCGUGUAA
Messenger RNA from Alternaria burnsii, 1569 nucleotides. Its product is annotated as glycoside hydrolase family 43 protein. Bases 1 to 1569 code for a protein of 522 amino acids. The record is from RefSeq and is a predicted model, not a curated record. NCBI's taxonomy places the organism in Eukaryota, Fungi, Ascomycota, Dothideomycetes, Pleosporales, Pleosporaceae. Gene Ontology annotation, molecular function: hydrolase activity, hydrolyzing O-glycosyl compounds. Gene Ontology annotation, biological process: carbohydrate metabolic process. The transcript has a single exon.